Lineus longissimus is the source of this 1968-nucleotide messenger RNA. RefSeq names its product chaoptin-like. The transcript is spliced from 3 exons. NCBI's taxonomy places the organism in Eukaryota, Metazoa, Nemertea, Pilidiophora, Heteronemertea, Lineidae. The record is from RefSeq and is a predicted model, not a curated record. Bases 1 to 1587 code for a protein of 528 amino acids. Gene Ontology annotation, molecular function: protein binding.
AUGUCGCACCAGAGAGAGAGGUGCACGCGGAGUUUUAGGAUGGGUUUUCGUCUUAUUUUGUUGGCGGUUCUUGCCGUGUGCGUGUCCUCGAAGAUCACCACAUGGAAGGACAAGAAGAGUGGAUGUUCCUACAAUGAUUAUGGCUGGAAGAAGUUCAUCGAUUGUCAUGGAUUGUAUCUCGAAAAGAUGCCAACCAUUGACUUGCCCGCAAAGUACAAAGAUGAUGUCCUUGAUGAGAUUGACGUGUCGUACAAUAACAUAGAAUUCCUUGGAGCCAAUGUUUUCAGUGGCCUCCCUAAGGCCAAGUUCAUCAAUCUCGAACACAACUUCAUCAACAAGAUCGAUGAUAAGGCCUUCGAAGGUUUCGCAGACGUCACAGAAAGGCUUGCCAUGGACCACAACAGAUUCGACAGCUUCCCUUUCGGUAUCUUUCACCUAAAAUCCUUAAAGGACCUCGGUCUGAGCUUCAACAACAUCUCCUACAAUGCAACAGACGACCUCCGCCUCACCUCCGAACCUGUCCGCAAGUUGGAGAAACUCACACUCAAGGGAAACCCCCUGAAGCAAUUCUGGAACAACUGGAAGUUCGGCAAUGAUCUAAUCAAGUUGGACCUCUCAGCUACCUUCAUGAACGGAUUCCCUAUGACCGUCCAGUACUUUUCCAAGCUUGAAUACUUAGAUUUCUCCUAUCAGGAUUUCCCUUGGUCAGGUAUGGUAACCAGGGCGUUGAAUAAGCUGAAGACUUUGAAGACUCUGCACUUGAGGGGAGUCGGUCUUGAAGAGAUCCCGCCACUUGUGUUGGAAGGUUUAGACCACCUGAGCGUGGAGUUCAACAAGAUAGCGACGAUUGAGAAAGACACAUUCCAAGGCUUGUCAAAGUUGAAAGAACUGGCUUUAGAUUGCAACCCUUUGAAAAACGUUGACCGUAAGGCUUUCACUCCGUUCAGGAAAUCACUUGAGUAUUUGUCCAUGGUGGACUGCAAUUAUCCCAACGCACCCGCCCUGUUGGCACCACUGCAGAAACUCCGGGAGCUUCACUUGGCCAACAACAGCAUCUCCGAGCUGAAGCAAUACAACCUGGGCAACUUGGCCCACCUCCACCAUCUGAACAUGGACCAAAACGAGUUCACUGCUAUACCACAAGGAAUCCACCUCCUGACUGACCUGACAAUUUUGAGCUUGGUUGAAAACAAGAUCACGAAGAUUAGACGCGGUGCUUUCGAUGACAUGGCUUACUUGAAGGAGGUCCACUUGGCUGAAAACGACCUCCAGGGUUUGAAGGGUCAUGUAUUCUUCAACCUCGACCGCGAGAUUUCCGUCAAUGUCAUCCACAAUAAGAUUGAGAAAAUUGACAUCUGCUUGCUGUAUUCAAACGUUGAGUACGUCGUCCUGUUUGAGAACCCUAUUCAGUGCGACUGCGGUGCCUACUGGGUGAUGAAGGAGGGACUGAUCUAUGAGCCAUACCUAACCUGCAAAGGAGGCAAGGGCAUGAAGGGGCUCACUUUCACCGAAAUGGUCACCUAUGUCGAGGAGAAUGAUAUGUGUCCUGUGGAAGACAAAGAGGACCAGCUUUCGUACUGCGUUUAGAUUGCCAGGAAUAAUUACAUUAAGGGUUGACCACAGGAACCACCAUUUUGGCUAGACCUCCAAAUACUAAAGCAAUUAGAACUCGUUCCAGAUGAAUAUAUUGCUCAUUUAAAACCCGGGUGGCUGUUCUCUGGAAAACAAACUACGUUUGAAAAGAGUUCUAAUGCUUUAGGAUUUCAAGGUCUAGCCAAAAUGGUGGUACCUAUGGUCACAAGCCCUUAAUCGUUUGCAGUUUGUCAAGAAAUUAUAAAAACAAGUCUUCACUAGAUUAUCUUUACUAAUUCUUGAUGUGAGCAUAAAAGGAAGUCACAUGGCGCUAUCCAUGACGAAUUCCUUGCAAACUUUAUUGUAUUAGCCACGAAUUAAUUCUUUACAUGUACA